Molecule: messenger RNA, 1209 nt
Organism: Cladocopium goreaui
Lineage: Eukaryota; Dinophyceae; Suessiales; Symbiodiniaceae
Source: the annotation of a GenBank genome assembly
UUAUAACGCCUGCAUCCUCAGAAAAGGUGUUCCCAUCUGGGAUCUGCGCAGCUUUUGGUUUGCAGCUUAGAAGGUGGACUGGAACAGCCUUGGCCAGCUGAUGGUUGUCCGGGUGCUCCACUUGGUCGGUUCCCGGCGCAGCAAGUUCUACUACGACCUCAGUGUUCUGUACGGCAAGGCAUGCGAUGGAUGCGUUGAUUUGGACCGGGAGCGCUUUGAGUUCCACAUCGCUGUGGUCCACCUGGAUGGCAGUUGGAGCUUCCCCUCCUCGCUGGACGAGGCCGACGGGUCCGACGGGGCGCUGCCGCCGCGCCGGUGGAGCUUCCCCAGUGCUGUGCGGCGCCUGGCGGAGCUGGACCUGGACGUGAUUGUUCCCCACAUGUUCUGUGUGGAGGGUAUGACUCGCUUCAGGUCUUUGGUGGAUUUGCUUGACAUCCCUUUGCUCGGGAACCAUGAUCACACCAUUUGGUUGGCAACGGAUAAGGCCAUCACGAAGCAGAUCCUCCAUGCCAACGGCAUUCAGGUCCCACAGGGCGAACUGCUUCAGAAGUUCCACUGUGAAUGGCCCACGAUGAAGGUGCCAGUGGUGGUGAAGCCUUGCAAUGAGGACAACUCCAGAGGAAUAUCCUUGGUGAAACAUGAGGAGGAUUUGAAGUUCGCCAUCGACCAUGCCUUUAGCUUCGACAGCCGCGUGGUAGUCGAAGAGUACAUCGCAGGGCGCGAGGUGCGAGCCGGCGUUAUCGAGGAGGACGGUGGCUUGACGGUGCUUCCAAAGGUGGAGUACUUCUUGAAGGACAUCCGCACUGCAGCGCACAAACUACAGACGGACAGCAGUGGCAACCUGCUCAACAAGGCCAUUGUGGCAGCUAAACAGGACGGGGACAGGCAGUGCCCGGCGGACCUCAGCGACGUGCUUCAUCAGCGCAUUGAUGCUAUGGUCACCAAGGCCCAUCAUGUGCUGAAAUGCCGGCACUACUCGCUCUAUGACAUCCGGAUUGACGAGAAUGAGCAGCCCUUUAUCUUGGAGGUGUCACCCGCACUCUCCCUUGCCGCCCAAGAUUCCAAAUUAUUCUCGACGCCUCGUUCAGUCAGGAACGGGCAUAUUAAACUGAAAUUGCAGUGAUUUUCAAAACGAGAGCGAUCCGGCACGCACAAAGUACGCCGAGAGUCACAUGAGCGAAAGUUGCAAAGUCACCAAAUACUUCCCGC